GGGAUAUCUGGUGGGCUCCCCCGGUGGAGUUUCAUAAACAUCUUCCUUCUGCUUGGAAGAAAGUGAUGACAUGGUUAGGGACGCCACGUCCUCCGGGAUCCUCUUGCUCCCUGAUGUGGAAUCAGUAAGGAGAUUUGGCAUAGGCCUCACUGAGAUUCAGCACAGUGUGUAUUGGCACGGCCGUUAGGCCAGAAUGAGGCUGGGCACAUCGGGCUUGACUUAGAGACCCUCUCCUAGGUUCCAAGUGGGGUCCCCAGCACACCUGUACUCCAACUGCCACUUCCCCAACUGUCGCUAGAACCGUGCCUCAGCCCCAGCGCCUGCUGUGCUUUGGGUGACCACGGGCUGAGGACCAGGUGAAAGCCUCCCUUUGAGGUUCAGGCGCCAGCCAGAUGUAGUUUCCUGAGGAAAACCCAGUUGCCUUUGGUUUUGGUGUUUGUUUCUGAGUGCUUUGAAAGUCUGGCUGCCUCUCCUUCUGAUUUGCAGGACACUAGUCAGGAAACCAACUUGGUUGUUUGAACAGCUUUUAAAUGCUUCUCAGCUUCGUGUGAAGACUGCUGUCCUCAGAGGAGCUCCAGACUUUACCAAAAAGAGAAAUAUUUUUUCCUCUUCAAAAUGACAAUGGACUUGGAGGUCAGUGAACCAAUAGACUUUAGUUCUGGAGAUCAUCAACACCUGGUUCGGAAAACCGCAGAUGUAAGCACCCAUCCUAAAUCUGGUCAGCCCCACACAACAUCUGCGCCUGGGCCACAAGAAACUCGAAAAGAUCCAUACUUAAAGAGUCCUGAGAAAUGGAAUACCUAUGUGGUACAAAUUACAAAUGACAGCACCCCAGAAGAAAGCCAUACUAAUUCAUCAUCCUCUCCAUUCUCAGAUGCAGCUGUCCGCAGAGAUUUCAUUAUAAAAGUGUUCCUCAUCCUGUCAGUUCAGUUGUUGAUCACCGCGUCAAUAAUUAGCACGUUUGUUUUUUGGGAGGCUUUAAGAUCGUGGGUGAGAGCAAACCCCUGGUUCACCUAUAUAACCUUCCCUGCGUUUUUUGUUGUACUUAUUGUACUCGCUUGCUGUGGGAAACUCCGCCGCCAGGUGCCUGCGAAUUACAUUCUCCUGGUAUUAUUUACAGUUCUUGAAGGCCUGAUGCUAGGAGCCGUAGCAAGUUUCUAUAAAGUCCAUGAAGUAUUGUGGGCAACAGCAGCAACCACUCUGGUGACAGUGGCUCUCACUUUAUUUGCUCUACAAACAAAAUGGGAUUUUACCAUGCUAAAUGGAAUGCUGUUCGUUUUGACCGUCGUACUUAUAGUCUAUGGAAUUAUCGUAAUCGCCAUACGAGCCUAUUGGCUGCAUGUAUUGUAUGCUGCAAUCGGGACUGUGAUCUUCUCACUUUACCUGGUGAUGGACGUGCAGCUCAUGAUGGGAGGGCGCCAUCGAUACUCCCUGGACCCUGAAGAGUAUGUUUUUGCUGCCCUGAACAUCUACCUGGACAUCAUCAACCUCUUCCUCUUUAUUUUGCAACUGACGGCAAAUCGGUAAUCACACAGCCACGGGCAGCUCGCGGUGAGAAGAGGAAGGAGGGACGACACCUGUGAAGUAUUGCCAGGCUUAGACAUGCAGAGGUUACCAUUCAGAAGCCCUUUUAUUUAAAAAUAAUUUAAGAAUACUUUUUUUUUGGGGGGGGGGAAAUCAAAUGAAACCAAGUGUGCAGUAGAUGGUAGCUGUAGCUGUUACAUUUUUAAUUCUAUCGCCACAUAGCAAAACUUUCUGAGGGACGUUUUUGGUUUCUAUAAAUUCAAAAGAUGAGUGUCAUAAUUACAUACUUACAAACACUUGUGAGAUGUCCAUCACUUUGUUGAAGUUUUCCAGACACUAUUUAAAGCUGUAAACAACAUCUUUCCACAUGAAUAAAACUGAUUACAGAAACCUAUA
Microcebus murinus (gray mouse lemur) is the source of this 1920-nucleotide messenger RNA. It is a transcript of the gene TMBIM7, whose product is annotated as protein lifeguard 2. The record is from RefSeq and is a predicted model, not a curated record. NCBI's taxonomy places the organism in Eukaryota, Metazoa, Chordata, Mammalia, Primates, Cheirogaleidae. Gene Ontology annotation, cellular component: membrane.